Molecule: messenger RNA, 4660 nt
Organism: Bufo gargarizans (Asiatic toad)
Lineage: Eukaryota; Metazoa; Chordata; Amphibia; Anura; Bufonidae
Gene: RASGEF1B
Product: RasGEF domain family member 1B
Exons: 14
Coding region: 206-1624 (472 amino acids)
Biological process (GO): Ras protein signal transduction; positive regulation of GTPase activity
Cellular component (GO): plasma membrane
Molecular function (GO): guanyl-nucleotide exchange factor activity
Source: RefSeq, a predicted model, not a curated record
GAGGAGUGAACUUUGAAAGCAAAGAAACAAGUGCACAUUGCUAGGGACAGGCAGUCUGUACACAGCGCUCGGUGCAUGGAGCUAGCCCGGCAGCUCUGAGGGAAUUCCCGCGCUUUCACCUCAGGAUUAGUAAUCGGAGCCCCCUACAUGGACGCCGCGUUACCACAGUGAUUGUACUCCGCAUCAGUCAGACUCCCAGGAACGAAUGCCGCAAACUCCAGGUUUGGUAGCCAUGUUUGACAGUGGUACUUUCAACCGGAACUUGUAUCCAUCCAAAGAAGAGAGUUGUUCGGACCUGUACUACCAAGAUAACAACUUGCUGUCUGGAUCCCUUGAAGCCCUCAUCCAGCACUUGGUGCCCAGCGUUGAUUACUAUCCGGAUAGAACAUACAUCUUUACCUUCCUUCUCAGUUCUCGCCUUUUCAUCCAUCCUUUUGAAUUAAUGGCUAAAGUCUGUCAUGUUUGUGUAGAGCAGCAGAGGCUAAAUGAACCAGGAACUGAUAAGAGUUACAUGAAGAAGACUGCUCCCAAAAUCCUUCAGUUAUUGACAGAGUGGACAGAGACCUUCCCUUAUGAUUUCCGAGAUGAGAGGAUGAUGAGAAAUCUCAAAGACACAGCACGCCGCAUCACACAUGGAGAUGAGAUUUACAGGAAAAAUGUUCAACAGAUCGUACAAAAUCUCAUUCGGAAGCUUGCAGCAUUGAGCCAGUAUGAAGAACUUAUUGCAAAAAUCAAUGCCCAAAGUGCUGAUCGUAUGGCCAUUUUGAAGAGCAAGCCACAGUCCAUACAGAGGGACAUCAUCAGUAUCUGUAGUGACCCCUAUACGUUAGCCCAGCAGCUAACCCACAUAGAGCUGGAGAGGCUAAGUUAUAUUGGACCUGAAGAGUUUGUCCAGGCUUUUGUGCAGAAGGAUCCAUUGGAUAACAAUGAGAACCGUUUCAGUGACCGAAAAAAGACUCGCAAUCUCGAAGCGUACGUGGAGUGGUUCAACCGCCUUAGUUACCUUGUAGCAACAGAGAUCUGCAUGCCUGUUAAGAAGAAACACAGAGCCAGGAUUAUUGAGUUCUUUAUCGAUGUAGCUCGGGAAUGUUUCAACAUUGGGAAUUUUAACUCUUUAAUGGCAAUAAUUUCUGGAAUGAACAUGAGUCCCGUUUCUCGGCUGAAGAAAACAUGGGCAAAAGUCAAGACUGCAAAGUUUGAUAUUUUGGAGCAUCAAAUGGAUCCUUCAAGCAACUUUUACAAUUACAGAACAGCUCUGCGAGGAGCAGCUCAAAGGUCCCUAACUGCUCACAGCACCAGAGAAAAGAUUGUGAUCCCAUUCUGCAGUUUGCUGAUCAAAGACAUCUACUUUCUAAAUGAGGGCUGUACCAGUCGCCUUCCUAACGGUCACGUCAAUUUUGAGAAAUUCUGGGAGCUCGCAAAGCAAGUCAGUGAAUUUAUGGCUUGGAAGCAAGUUGAGUGCCCCUUUGAAAAAGAUCGAAAGAUUCUGCAUUAUGUCCUGACUGCUCCUAUAUUCAGUGAAGAUGGUCUUUAUCUGGCUUCCUAUGAGAACGAGGGUCCUGAGAAUCACAUUGAAAAAGACAGAUGGAAAACUAUGAGGUCAGCACUUUUGGGCAGAGUCUAAUGUAUGAAGUCAGUGCCAUGAAUUGACCAUUAUUUAUGGACACAGUGGGAUUUGAAUGAUGGGUGCAUUGGAAGCAGCUGAGGCUUUCUAGCAGAGCAGACAUGAAUCAAGACCGCUCGAGGGCAGGCACAUUAAAUGAAUCACAACUGGCUUGUCUGCCCAGCCUGCUUAGGACAGACAAUGACUUGAUGUUUCAGUCGCCCCUAUGCUGACUUUGAUUUCUUCGGUCGCGUAUAGAUUCUUUACCUGGUUUCACAUCCUGCUUAUCAACCCUACCCAGCUAUCUUACCAUGUACAGUGCUGGUCAAGACAAGGAGUACUUAAAGCGGAAGAUGGAAAUUAAUAUUAAAAGAAAAAAAAACACUGGCUGGCCGGGUCUGUUAACGUGUUGAUUUAAGGUCUAAAGCUUUUAGUUUACCGCUGGAUGGUAAACUGAACAGUGGGACUCAAUGGACAUUUAAUAAUAUUCCUGUAUGUUAUUGUCCAGAGCUAAAGUCUAUUUCUGGGAUCUAGGCUGCAGCAGGACACAGUAUGUGUGUGUAUAUAGACACAAGCCGGUUUACAGUAUUUUUCCUUGUUUUUUUUGAUUUGCUUGUAUAUUCUUUAUUUUUGGAUUUUCUUAUUUAUUGCAGCAAGGGCCUGUACAGAACAUUUUGGUACAGAGCAAGUUGUGCACUGACUGUAUAUUGGGAAGAAGUUAUUCCCCCCCCCCCCCCCCCCUUCCUUCCACUUUGUAUGAAUGCAUUUUUAUAUGUAACCUUUCUACCACUUUUCCAUUUUGUUCUACAAGCAACCUCAUAGCUGCAAACAUCAGCUUUGUCCUCCAAGAUGCUGCAUUUAGGCACUGAGAUUUCAGGAAAUACAUACGCAUGUUUUCUCAAAUAACUGGGCAGCAAUGAAUCGCAACAGGUUCAAUGCUUAACUGCUGUGAAGAGACGUUUGUAGUUUCUCGUAAAGAAAGUCUAUUUUGCUAUGAACUGAAAAGUUUCAAGUAAGAGCAUUGCUGUAGUAUUAGAAAUGCUAAUAAUGCAGAUUUCUACGACAUGAUCACGUCUGUUUACUAGUCUUCCUCUAUUGAUGUGACGGUCCUGUGACGAGGACUAAUGGACCAUUAUACCUCAUGUAUUUCUCUUUGCAAUGUGCAGACUCCUCCUGACAUUGGAGUUCCCUGUUGUGUGUGUGUGUGUGUGUGUGUGUGUGUGUGUGUGUGUGUGUAUAUAUUUUAUUUUUUUGUGUGUGUAAUUUUCCACUUCACUGAUGGAUAGGUUACUUUGUGCAUGUGCCGUAUAGGAAUGCUAAAAACUGUGAACUAGACAGCGAUAAUAAAUGUGAUAAUAUACAAGUUUUGUUGCAAGCGUGUAAAACUGAUGGAUGUGUUUUGGGAUACUAAAAAGGCCAGGGGUUAAUGCAUUAGACUCCAUAUAUAUCUUUUCAUCCGUCUUAGUUGAAGCAGGAGGCUUUACAGCGCGGCGUGAGACAAGACAUGGCAAGAUGGGAAUCCUUAAUGAAUUCAGUGAUGUGACUAUAAAUCGUGACCUCAUUCCUUUAUAAAAGGGAAAUAAUUUAUCAUUGCAUUUUCACAUUUAUGGCAUAAAGUCAAUGAAGGACGAUGAAAAAGCAAAAUGUGGAUAGAAUUUGUAAAUACGCUGAUAUUACUAGCGGAUUUGUUUUACUUUUUCCAGUAGAGCUCUAGAGUUCCCAUUGCUAGGGAAUGACUUGCUUCAUGAUAUUUCAAAGACAUUUGUUAGAAUUUGCAUAAUCAAUUUUAAAGACCUUUCCUACUACUGGGAAAUGAAUAUUCUGACAAACAGCUGCUGAGACCAGACAUUAGGCACCUUCUCACUACUACGCAUGAAUACAUUCCAUGAUCUCUAGAGAAGGGCACGUCUGUGUCCUGGAUUGAAACUGCACCAGGCAUACAGGCUCUGUAUCUCGGAUGUGUGUGAUCUGUCAAUUUCAGUGCCCAUCAUUAAUGAAUGAUAUACUCCUUAUUGCUGAGGGGUCUUUCUAUGCAUGUAAGUACUUUUUUUAUUUUUUAUUUUUUUUCUCUCUCUUUUCUGUCCUCUGGACAGAAAAAAUUGAUUUGUAGAGAAGAUGCAGAUGAACCUGACCUCAAUGUGAAAUGUAUGCAAUAUAGUGUAGCUUAGAGCAAUAUCUAUCUGCAUCCUUUGUGACAUUAUGACUUGGGCAUAAUUAUCACAUGGACAGUAAAAUCAAUACCUACAUUCAUGCUAAGAUCUUACACGCCUGAGUUGUUGGACUAAUUUUUAAUUAUGUAAAAUUCUAACUGAUAUAUCAGUACAAUAUUUUUUUUUUUUCUUUUCGUGUGGUAUGAUUUGUGCCCUCUGGCUCCACAUACAGGACAUCUGUAGGAAAACCUUUAUAUUAGAGCCCAAGUCAUAUUACUUGCCUUUAACGGAUUGACUUCACUUUAAGGACUCCAUUCUAAAGGUAGGUGCUAUCAGACACUGGGGGCAUAUCUUGGCGAUAUUCCAACAAUGCCUGAGGUGAGACAACCCUUUUUUAGGUCUUUGGACAAUGGGAGCUUCUGACCAACUUGUAGAAAGGUUGAAAACCACACAAAGAUGUACAGCUUAGCAUAAAAUCACAUGUGGCAGAUAGUCUGCCACUGAAUUUCAGGCAGAAAAUCUGCAAUAUAAUACAUAACCAGCAAAGUGGAUGAUAUUUUUCCAAAGUCUCAUCCAUGCUAUAAGGGGAAAUACACACCAGAAAUGAAUCUACAACAAAAUGGGUAAAAUCUUCUGCAAAAUACACAGCAAAUCUGCUUGCAAGCAGAUCGGAUACAGAAUUUUAUUUUUGUCCAGUUUUCUCUGCUCAAAUACUACCCGACUGCAGGUACUAUUGUGAAGAAGCAUUCCAUAAUUCUGGAAACGGGUCUCUAGUUAAGAGAGUGAAUCAGUGUGUGUAUAUAUCAUUGUAAUGUAUUUUGACCUGCUUAUAAAAUACAUUUAUAAUUUAUGUAGUUGAAGCAAAAACUGUAAAUAAAAGUGUACCACAUUGUGUAUAAUUUAGAUU